Spodoptera frugiperda (fall armyworm) is the source of this 7649-nucleotide messenger RNA. RefSeq names its product SID1 transmembrane family member 1 (gene Sir-1). The record is from RefSeq and is a predicted model, not a curated record. Bases 102 to 2561 code for a protein of 819 amino acids. The transcript has 25 exons. NCBI's taxonomy places the organism in Eukaryota, Metazoa, Arthropoda, Insecta, Lepidoptera, Noctuidae. Gene Ontology annotation, cellular component: membrane.
CAACGUUGACCUUAUAAAAGCUAUAAUUUUCAGUGAUUGUCUGAAAGUGAAGGUGCGAUGUUGUUUACGUAAAUUAGAAAAAGAAAACACAAUUAAAAAAUAUGUUCAGGAUAAUUUUCAGCAGUUUGUUAAUCUCAACAGUGCUAUGUGUGUACCAAAACACCAGCGGACUGAAUAAAAGAAACUUUAUUUACGAUACAUAUAAAUAUGACACGAGAAUUGAACUCAUCGUCAAUAAUGAAACGGAACAGGUCAUGGAUUUCUACGAGGAGACGGAGCUAUAUCACGGCUACCCCACCCGAGUGCAUGUCUCUACAAACGAGACACUUACCGUCGACAACCCUAUCUUUGUGACCGCUACUCAGCAGAAGGGAGUAUCAUCAUGGGAGCUCCCGCUACUGGUGCAGACACAGAGCGGAGCGCUGAUAUUCUCCAGCAUGGCGCGCACUCUCUGUCCACACGACGCCGGACCAGAUAUAAAGACGGAGAACCGGCCGAUGAUCCAGAUCACCACGUCCAACCCUCGCAACGUGUCGGUGGACAUCAAGCUGCGGCGCGUCACCGACUUCUACGUCGACGUCAAUAAGGAGAUAUCGCUGAACGUGACCCCAAGCUCUCCGAAGUACUUCUACUUCUCGUUCGACCAGCAUCCGUGGAACAUCACCGGCGGACACAUGCAGAAGAGCGCCGGAGUUGUGACACAAAGAUUCAACUACACUAUACCGAAGAGUGUGAUCCUCAUCAUAGAAUCUGAUGAUGACAUCUGCGCUACCGUCUCCAUACAGAAUAACUCGUGUCCAGUGUUCGACAGUGAGAAGGAAGUGCUCUACAAGGGGUACCACCUCACCAUGAUGAGCAAGGGAGGCAUCACGCUCACGCAAUCGAUGUUCCCGGCGGGGUUCUACAUCGUGUUCAUAGUGAAGGAGAGCGACCAGCAGUGCACCGGCUCCAGCGGCCCCCCCCACGCCGUCGCCGAUGGCAACCGGAUGAAGAACUUCCGGUUCCGCGUGAUAGCCACAAUCUCGUACCGCGAGUACGUGGUGGGGGCGCUGGUGACGCUGGCGCUGGUGGCGGUGGUGGCGCUGCUCGUCGUGCUCGCCGUGCUCGCCUGCACCUGCCGCUGCACUGAAACAGUAGUGAUAGUGGAGUCGGAGCCCAUAGCGCAUGCGUCGACGUCGGGCGAGGGGAGCGGCGCCGGCGCAGCCGAUACCGCGCCCAUACUACAGGAUAGUGAUGAUGAUGAGAUCGGAAUUGCGGACGACAAGUGGUCCCACUCGCACCCGCUGACGGUGCAGAAGCUGACGCGGGCCCCGCUGGAGACGCAGGCCAGGAGGUCCGACAGAUACUUCUGGGGCGCGCUGACGGUGGCCGUGGUGUAUGCGUUGCCCGUCGUACAACUACUCUUCACAUACCAGAGGAUGGUAUUCCAGACGGGCGACCAGGACCUGUGCUACUACAACUUCCUGUGCGCGCACCCGCUGGGGUUCCUGUCGGACUUCAACCACGUGUACUCCAACGUGGGCUACGUGGUGCUGGGCCUGGUCUUCAUGGCCCAGGUCCGCCACCGCCAGCUCAGGAACCGGGGGAAGCCGCAGGACAUGGGCGUCCCGCAGCACUACGGGCUGCUGUACUCCAUGGGGCUGGCGCUGGUGAUGGAGGGGCUGCUGUCCGGCUGCUACCAUCUCUGUCCCAACAAGAUGAACUUCCAGUUCGACUCGUCGUUCAUGUACGUGAUAGCGGUGCUGGUGAUGGUGAAGCUGUACCAGAACCGGCACUCCGACCUCGUGCCCUCCGCGCACUCCACCUUCAUGGUGCUCGCCGUCGUCAUGACCAUAGGUACCGUACCCCCACAGAAUACUAGUGUACACUCCGACCUCGUGCCCUCCGCGCACUCCACCUUCAUGGUGCUCGCCGUCGUCAUGACCAUAGGUCUAUUCGGCAUCCUGUACCCGAGCGCGGCGUUCUCCGCGCUGUUCACGGUGCUGCACCUGCUCACCGUCUCCAUCCUCACGCUCAAGAUAUACUACGCCGGCAGGUUCAAACUUGAAUGGUCAGCGUGCGCCCGCGCCUUUCGCGCGGUCCGGUCGCGGCGGCUGCGGGCGCUGCGCCCCGCGCACACGGCGCGCGCCGCGCUGCUCGCGCUCGCCUUCCUCGCCAACUGGGCCUUCGCCAUCUACAGCGCGGUGGUCCAAAACAAGGACUUCGCCCGCCAGCUGCUGGCGAUCCUGAUGGGCAACGCGAUCCUGUACACGCUGUUCUACGUGGCGCUGAAGCUGCUGCACCGCGAGCGACUCGCGCCCUACACCUGGAUGUACGGGCUGCUGGCGCAUGCUGCAUGGUUCGCGGCGCUCAGGCUGUUCCUGGAUUCCAAGACUAAGUGGUCGGAAACUCCGGCGCAGUCCCGGCGCCACAACGCGCAGUGCAGUGUACUGCAGCUGUACGACUCGCACGACGCCUGGCACCUGCUGUCCGCCGCCGCCAUGUUCCUGUCCUUCAACAUGCUGCUGACUAUAGACGACCUGGUCGCCGACGUGCACAGGGACAGUCUGCACACCUUCUAGGUAUACUGUACACACCGCCAUGUUCCUGUCCUUCAACAUGCUGCUGACUAUAGACGACCUGGUCGCCGACGUGCACAGGGACAGUCUGCACACCUUCUAGGUAUACUGUACACACCGCCAUGUUCCUGUCCUUCAACAUGCUGCUGACUAUAGACGACCUGGUCGCCGACGUGCACAGGGACAGUCUGCACACCUUCUAGGUAUACUGUACACACCGCCAUGUUCCUGUCCUUCAACAUGCUGCUGACUAUAGACGACCUGGUCGCCGACGUGCACAGGGACAGUCUGCACACCUUCUAGGUAUACUGUACACACCGCCAUGUUCCUGUCCUUCAACAUGCUGCUGACUAUAGACGACCUGGUCGCCGACGUGCACAGGGACAGUCUGCACACCUUCUAGGUAUACUGUACACACCGCCAUGUUCCUGUCCUUCAACAUGCUGCUGACUAUAGACGACCUGGUCGCCGACGUGCACAGGGACAGUCUGCACACCUUCUAGGUAUACUGUACACACCGCCAUGUUCCUGUCCUUCAACAUGCUGCUGACUAUAGACGACCUGGUCGCCGACGUGCACAGGGACAGUCUGCACACCUUCUAGGUAUACUGUACACACCGCCAUGUUCCUGUCCUUCAACAUGCUGCUGACUAUAGACGACCUGGUCGCCGACGUGCACAGGGACAGUCUGCACACCUUCUAGGUAUACUGUACACACCGCCAUGUUCCUGUCCUUCAACAUGCUGCUGACUAUAGACGACCUGGUCGCCGACGUGCACAGGGACAGUCUGCACACCUUCUAGGUAUACUGUACACACCGCCAUGUUCCUGUCCUUCAACAUGCUGCUGACUAUAGACGACCUGGUCGCCGACGUGCACAGGGACAGUCUGCACACCUUCUAGGUACGUGCACAGGGACAGUCUACACACUUUCUAGGUACCACGUGCACAGGGACAGUCCCUAGGUACCACGUGCACAGGGACAGUCCCUAGGUACCACGUGCACAAGGACAGUCUCUAGGUACCACGUGCACAGGGACAGUCUACACACCUUCUAGGUACGUGCACAGGGACAGUCUACACACCUUCUAGGUACCACGUGCACAGGGACAGUCUACACACUUUCUAGGUACCACGUGCACAGGGACAGUCUCUAGGUACGUGCACAGGGACAGUCUACACACCUUCUAGGUACCACGUGCACAGGGACAGUCUACACACCUUCUAGGUACCACGUGCACAGGGACAGUCUACACACCUUCUAGGUACCACGUGCACAGGGACAGUCUACACACCUUCUAGGUACCACGUGCACAGGGACAGUCUACACACCUUCUAGGUAUACUGUGUACAUUGUAGAGAUUUCAAACUGAUCAUAUAUCGUUAGAACUUGAGACGGGAUAUUUACCAUUAAUUAUCAUGUUAUUUGCUUACUCACGUAACUGUUUGACGAGGAACUCGACUAGUUCCAAGCCAUGCUAGAGGCUCAUAUUCAUGAGCAGCAUUCCGCGACACACGACGCGGCGAUUGUCGCGCUGCUACUGUACGUACUACGUAUAUAUAUGAAGAAUAUGAGCCUCUAGCAUGGCUUGAAACUAGUCGAGUUCCUCGUCAAACAGUUACGUGAGUAAGCCGAUAACAUAAAAAAUAUUUUUUUAUUUAUAUCACGAAUGAUAUGUCGGAAACUCAUCGAAAUAAAUAAACAUGGUAAAUAUCCCGUCUUAAGUUCUAAUGAUAGGUUUAGAGUUGCAUACAAAUGAUUUACACGGCGGUAAACGAUGAUGGUAAGCAAUCGCUGUGAUUGAGGUUACCGGAGGCCCGAUUAACCCUUCCCAAUCUUCCCAUUCCCCAAUUCCCCAACAACCAUUAAAUUCCUAACCCCCAAAUGGCAACGCACUUGUAACGCCUCUGGUGUUUCAAAUGUCCAUGGGCGGCGGUGAUUGCUUACCAUCAGGUGAUCCGUCUGCUCGUUUACCGACCUAUACCAUAAAAAAACACUCUAGAAAUUGUAUACAUUGACUCUAAAUAAUAUAAUGUGUACAUACAACAUUACUUCUCAUAUUGACAUGAUAUGCCCAGCGCAAACCGCGUGGCGAAGAUACUGAUACUAAUUCAAUUUAAAAUAAACCUUAACUUCUAUGACAUACGGAUGAAAACGACUUGCCAAAGAAUCUUGAAGACAUAUCACGUGCUACCCAUCUUAUGUAUACGGUAUGCCGUUUUCAUCCUUAUGGCUUAAAAGUUAAGGUUCAUUUUAAAAUGCCCUAAUGUUCAAUACAUAUAGUUGACAACAAAAAGUAUUAUUAGCAUUAUAGAACUACAUUCAAAUGACAAAAUAUAAACACAUUCUCCAUCUCACUCUUACAUAUACAAAGUACAUAUAAGUUAGACAGAGAUAGAUAUAUUUGUAUGAUAAAUAAGUUAUUAAAUAUUAUUGUUUUAAGGUUUUAAAAACAAAACAGUGACGUCACUAAGUAGUUUAAUUUUAGUUUCGAAUUAAUUAUAAAUAAGUUUUAAAAUUGUUUUACGGUGUUAUCACACCAAUCGAUCGAUAGCCGAUAGAUACCAUCGAUCGAUGGUGGAAUGGAUUGGUCGAUGACGAUCGAUAGAUUCCAGCCGGAAUAUAAUAAAUCUACCGACCGCUGCCAUCGACCGGCAGUCGAUCGAUUGGUAAGUCGACCGGUAUCCGUCGAUCAAUUAAAGCUAUCACACCAAUCGAUCAAUGUCGACCGAUGUCGAUCGAUGGCAUCGAUGGACUAUCGAUCGAUAGGUAUGGUAACACCCUUACUCACACAUAAAAUCAAAACAACUUCUAUGCUUGACAAUUAGGAACUCUAAUGCUAAGGUGAUAAAGCUCAUUUUUCAUUAACUACCUUAUUAUGUAUAUUUUCUAAUGACAUAGCACUCGAAAAUCAACUUUAUUCACGUAGAAAUAAAAUACACAUUCGUUUUAACUUCAUGACAAACAUUUUUUUUUCAUGUAUUUGAUCAAUUUUGUAUCUUAUGCUGUAGAAAUUAAGGUUCAUAUUACCAUCUAAAGUGUUUCUAUCAAAUGUGAUAUGCCAAAACUAUGAAUAAUGUUAACUUAUGAAGUAAAGAGUUAGAAAGUGCUUUUAAUGUGUAAAAUUAAUUUAUUUUGACUUUAAAUUGUAUAAACUUACUAAUAGUUCAGAUACCAGCAUAUCAAGCUACCCUAUUCCGUGUAAAAAUAAUGGUAAUUUACCAGAUGCAGGAAUCAAACCCGCGACAGCAGCCAGUCACACAGCUUAAGUUGUGCAGUUGCGUGUUCAAUAUAAUUAUAAUUAUUUUGCUGUAAAGUUAAAAAUGUUUAAAUAAUAAUAUUUUUUUGGGAAACAUGCUUGAUAUGUACUAUGGGUAUAUGUACAAUAUAUUUUUAACAAAACAAAUAUUAUAUUAAUGUGAAUAAAGAUCACUUUCAUAAUUUAACCAUAUAUGUGCUCGAAUGACAAUAUCAAUAGAAAAUUAGAUUAAUGUUGCCAGACUUAAAAAUAUAUUAUAUAAUAUUUAUUAUUAAAAUAUCAUUUGACUGUUAUUUAGGACUCAUAACAUAACAUAAUUGGGAAAAAAGUGAUUUUUAUCAUCCGUUCACACAGACUGGCUGGGAGAAGAGAGCAGAUUUUUGUCGCGUUGAAAACAGUUUUUAUUAUUAUAAAACGGUAUUAAGGUUUAUUUUGUCAUGGGCACUGCUUUUGUCAUUAAGAAUGCUUGAAGGUGCUUGAUGUGAAAUAACAGGAGCUGAUAGACUCUGAUCGUGCAGCCGAUAGGUUCCGAUUGCGUGAUCUUUAUCACUCGCGCAGCCGAUUGCGUACUCGCUCUCAUACUAAGCUUUCAGGUCGCUUCCAGCCGGUUUAUGUGAACGGACCCUUAAUAUGUAUAAAAUUUUAUAUGUGCACUGCUCUUCAUCAAAUUAAUGACGAUUUUAUAUGUAGAUGUUACCAAAAAUAUCAAAUUUAAAUAAAAAUGCGAUAAGUAUAGAACAAUGACAAAUAGCGUGUAAGCUUUUUAAAUAAAAAAAAAACAUAAUUACUUAUUUUCUUGUAUAUUAAACAUCAAAAUAAAAUAUCACUCUUUUGCUAACAUUUCAAUAUAUAGGCGUCUCUCUCUUUCAUUCGCUGUUAGUAAGAGAGGGCGAUAGUAAAGUUGUUGUAUGACUUUGCAAAGUAUUGUGUAAGGAAGAGGCUGUGAUUUCCCGAUUGUUUCUCUUCUCAAAUGCUUCAUUUAUUAUAUGUGUAUUCAUAUACAGGGUUAUUUGUAAAACACCGGUAACCUCUCAGGACUACGUUACUAACAUCAUAAUCAACAACUUUCGUUCUAUGACUUUUAAAAAUUCAUCAUAUUUUAAUUCAUCGCACAAAAAUAAAAAUAUUUAAAUUCAACCCUCUAAAUGUUACGAAGUCUAUGCGAAGCAAAAGAAGACAAUAGCGAGGGGAGCGGGGUAAGGGCGGCGGGGGCGCAUGAACUGUACCUAUGUAGGUACAGCAAAAUACAAAGUUGAAAUGUGUUAGAUAGGACAACGAAAUAUUGAAGGUUUGUUUUUGGUAAAUGUUUUAUGUUUUGUAAAAAGUCGUAGAACAAAAGUUGCUGUCUAUGAUGCCAGUAAUAUAGUCCUGAGAGGCCACCGGUGUUUUACAAAUAACCCUGUAUAGUAUUUCUUGACAGAACGAUGAAAUAAUACCAAUGUUUGAAAAAGUAAAAUGUAUUAAAUAGGGGUGAAGACGGGAAUAUGAAAAAAAAAAUUAGACAUAUCGAGCCCCCUAGUUGUUAAAUGCUAUUGUACCCUUAGUAUGAGUUUGAUUUACUUUUAAAGUAACCGUUCGGCGUUCUGAUUGGUUGGUUUAUCCAAGCCGGCCAAUCACAGCGUCGAACGCGCUCUCGUUUCGAUCUCGUUAAACGUAAUACAAACUCGUACUAAGCCCUAUGUUGUGUCUUCCACCAGACUUGUUAGGUAUUGUUCCAUCUUUCUGUCAGAAUUAGUGUUAGAAACAUAGUUCUUAAGUUUUGUAACUACUUUAUAUGUGAAAAUGCGUUGCUCUAUGAACAUUUUAAUAAAAAAUAAUGUUGCUAACCUUA